This is a messenger RNA of Echinops telfairi (small Madagascar hedgehog), 2905 nucleotides long. Its product is annotated as zinc finger protein 304-like. Gene Ontology annotation, molecular function: DNA-binding transcription factor activity, RNA polymerase II-specific; RNA polymerase II cis-regulatory region sequence-specific DNA binding. The transcript has 4 exons. Lineage: Eukaryota; Metazoa; Chordata; Mammalia; Afrosoricida; Tenrecidae. Bases 362 to 2230 code for a protein of 622 amino acids. Gene Ontology annotation, biological process: regulation of DNA-templated transcription. The record is from RefSeq and is a predicted model, not a curated record.
AUUGACGUUCAUUCUAUUUCUGUGGGGUCUUUGCAUGUGCCCUUGGGAUCCAGUACCUGUAAGGGACUCCCCUUAGGGGCCUAGCCGGGAAUAACUGACGAGGAGGGACCCUACUCCCUCUUUCAGUCUUUAAACGGGCGGAGACUUCCUGUAGUACGGUUGUCAAGUCCCGGGGAGCUGCUUGGUCCCUGGCGGAGGCGUUUGAGGCCUGGGCUCUUUGAAGCCCAGCGUGAGGCGGUCAGCCCGAGGUCACCUCCUGGGGCUGGGAAAGCGGCGGCGGUCGGCGGCAGUGGCUGAAGCCAGCUGUGUCGCACUGCCCCAGUCCUCUGCUCUCGCGACUUUGCACCGUCUGCAGGCUCAGAUGGAGGUGGCACUGCUGGAGCCCGCUCAGGGUCGGGUGACUUUUGAGGACGUAGCUGUGUACUUCUCCUGGAAGGAGUGGGGGCUCCUUGAUGAGGCUCAGAGGCACCUGUACCGUGAUGUAAUGCUGGAGAACUUCUCACUUGUGGCCUCGCUGGGACCUGUAGCCUCCAACUGCAGCGUGGUUGCUCAACUGAAGUGGGACACAGAGCCCUGGGGACUCGGCAGAGUAGACAUGUCUUCAACUACAGCAAGAGAGGCCCAGAGGGAUCCUAGCUCCGGUGGUGGUUGUGCAGCAAAGGAGGCCUUUCCUGAGCAAGGCCUUUCUAUAGGAGGGUCCCAACUUGGGACCCCCAAAGAAGGUUCCUGCAUCCAGAAGGCUAGAAUCUGCGACACGUGUGGCCCAGUCUUGAAAGAAAUUUGGCACCUGGCUGAGCACCAAGAAAAACUCCCCAGGCGGAAGGCAUACACGUGUAAGACUUGUAGGGAAGGGUUCUGGAUCUGUGCAACACUUUACCAGCACCAGAAGGGGCACAGCGGUGAGAAACCCUUACGAUGGGACAAGGACAAAGCCCUAUUAGUGAAGAGCUUCAGCGUCCCCCUGUCAGAGAAGCCCCUUACAAGCAAGGAGUUUAGUGUGGAUGUCCAGGACAGCCACAAACCAGACCUCCACAAGCCGACCCCUCCACGUGAAGGGAAGCCAUGCAGGAGCACUGAAUAUGCGAAGGCCUCCCCAAACCGCUCCAGUCUUAGGCAACAUCAGGAAGCCCACACUGGACAGAAGCCCUUCAGGUGCAGUGACUGUGGGAAGGUCUUCUUAAAGGCCUUCACCCUCCUCGACCACCUGAUAAGUCACGCUAAAGAGAGAGCUUGUGGGAAUGUCUUGAGUGCUACAUCAGCCCACGUUAAUCAUCAGAAAUCUCAUAUUGGAGGAAUGUCCCAUGUGUGUAAUGAAUGUGGAAAGGCCUACAGUCACCUAUCUCUGCUGAAAAUGCAUCAGAAAGUUCACAAUGGAAAAACCCAUCAUAAGUGCAGUGAAUGUGGGAAAGCGUUCACUCGGAAGCACUCCCUUAGUCAGCACUGGAGAAUUCACACUGGAGAAAGACCUUAUGAAUGCAGCCAGUGUGGGAAGACCUUUACUCGGAACUUCCAUGUUGUUCGGCACCAGAAAGUUCACAAUACAGCAAAGCCUUAUGAGUGCAGGCAGUGCCGCAGAGUCUUUAGCUGUGCCUCUAGCUUUGUUCAGCAUCAGAAAAUACACACAGGAGAAAGGCUUCAUAAGUGCAGGGAAUGUGGGAAAGCUUUCAUUAAUAGCUCCCAUCUUGCUCGGCAUCAGAAAGUCCACAACAUGGAAAGGCCUUAUGAGUGCAAAAAAUGUGGAAAAGUUUUCCGUCAAACCUCCAAACUCGUUCUGCAUCAAAGGAUUCACACUGGAGAAAAACCUUAUAAGUGUAAUCAAUGUGAGAGGGCCUUUAGUUGCCCCUCCAACCUUGUUUCACACCAGCGAAUUCACACUGGAGAAAAACCUUAUGAAUGCUCUGAAUGUGGGAAAGCCUUCAGUCAAAGCUCUGCCCUUCUUCAACACCAGAAAGUUCAUACCAGAGAAAGGCCGUAUGAAUGCAGUGAAUGUGGAAAAGCCUUCAGCUACAGCUCGAACCUUGCUAAGCACCGGAAAGUUCACACUCAAAAAAGACCUUAUGAGUGUGGUCAGUGUGGAAAGGCUUUCAGUGAAAGUUCUAUCCUCAGUCAGCACCAGAGAGUUCACACCAGAGAGAGGCCUUAUGAGUGUAACAAAUGUGGUAAAACUUUCCGCUUCAGUUCUAAUUUUUACAAGCAUCUAAAAGUUCACAUUGGGAAAAAAGCCUUAUGAGAGCAGUAAGUAUAGGAAAACAACCUCAUUCAGCACCAGAAAGGUCACACCAGAGAAAGGCCACAGCAGUGCAGUGAAUGUGGGGAAGUAUUUAGCUGUGGCUUUCUCUUUGUUCAUCAUAAAAUGACUCACUUCUGAGGAAAGUGCUGAGAGGAACCUUUGUGAAGAUGCUAUCGAUCAAAAAUGGGAACUUGCAUAUCCCAAUACCUCACUGAAAAAUUUGUUCUUGAGUGUCAGGUGGGCGAAAGACUUCCAGGAGUAAUGUUGUACUUUUUAAACUGCCCAGGCCCCUUGCCAGAUGUCACUGCCAGUGCCUGUGGCAGAUGCCACACCACUCUACCAACUGACAGGGCAUCACCGUGUAUGCCUGUCAAUAUACUCAGGGAAGGCAGACUUCUGUGCAUGCUUUCCGAUUCGGAAAAACCGUGAGUGAUGAGCACAUUGAAAUGAUAUUAAUUCUCAACAUUACAGUACUCAUGGUUUAGGUAUAUUGUCCAUUAGAAUCUAACUGGAGUCUACUGAUGACUCUAUUAAGUGUCCCUUCUUUAUGGGCUUUGUUGAGUCUAGAUAACACCUAUAAUGGUGCUGUCCAGCCACCAGCUCACUGGGCUUUUGAACUGCCUGCUUUAAGUUGCUCCAGAGUGUGUGAUAAUAAAGGCCUUGUUGUUUAAGCCA